CGGAGUGGGUCGGUGUUUCGCUUCAGCUGUCCAACGGGGGUGGGGGAGUUAGGGUGACGGUGGGUUAUGUAGGGCCAGGUAUCGUCUCACUCAUUCGUAUAAAAGCAAUGUCUGCACCCCAUGGAGAUGCUGAUGGACCAAACACAGCGGCGACUGUGUCUGGAGUGGAGGGAAGGCCUUGUGGAAACAAAGAUGUGUCAAUUAAGCAGCACGGAUGCUUGCUGGGGCCUUAUGUCACAGUUGGAGCGACUGUUCCUACUGGCUUCGAGAAAACAGCUGCAGAUGAAGUCCAAGAGAAAAUAGGAUCCGAGUCCAGAAUUAGCAAGGAUCGAGGAAGAAUCUAUUUUGAGGUUUCCAAAGAUAAUCUUUUUCAGGUUCAUCUUUUGAGAUCUGUUGAUAAUUUAUUUGUUGUUAUCCAGGAGUUUCCUCAGUACCAGUUUAACAAAUCCAAGGAUAGUAUACUGGAGGACUUCAGGCAUUUGGCUGGCGAACUCCCCUGGACAGUUCCCCUUGAGGUGUGGGAGCUCAACAACAGUCUGAAGAAGAGGAAGUUACAGCGCAGGAAAGCCAAUCAUGAAAGCAGCCCGGCUUCAGAAACACCACGUGAAAUUAACCAAAAUAAUGCACCUGUGAUUUGUCCCCAUUUAGCUUCCGGAGAUCAGCUACACAAUGGAACAGCGUUACCUGUCACUGAAUCUGGGCCAAGUGACGAUCAACUCUCUGAAAUCAAGGAGUCCACCAUGAUCUUCAAUGAUGUGGCUGCCGAUCAGGUUCCACAUGAGGGACAUCUGAAUGGCAAAAAUGAAAAUGAAGGGAAGGGCUGCGAACUACUCAAAUUUAGAGUUACCUGCAAUAGAGCUGGGGAGAAGCAUAACUUUACCUCAAUGGAGGCAGCUAGAGAGUUUGGCGGUGCUGUGCAGGAUCUAUUCAAGUGGAAGGCAGAUAUGACCAAAUUUGAUAUAGAGAUCCUACUCAAUAUUCAUGAUAAUGAAGUAGUGAUUGGUAUAGCUCUUACAGAGGAAAGUCUACACAGGCGAAACAUAGUUCACUUUGGGCCUACAACUCUUCGAUCUACUUUGGCCUAUGGGAUGCUAAGACUUUGUAGUCCUCAGUUAACUGAUAUCAUCGUUGAUCCAAUGUGCGGGACAGGAGCUAUCCCAAUUGAGGGAGCUUUGGAAUUCACACAGUCUUACUUUGUUGGUGGAGACAAUAAUGUACUGGCUGUGAACAGAUCCAUUAAUAACAUCAAUUCCUUACAGAAGAAGAGACUUGAUAAGGGAAGGACUAACUGGGGCUUGCCUUUAGAUGUUAUACAGUGGGAUAUCUGUAACCUUCCACUCAAGACCAGUUCUGUGGAUAUCAUUAUAUCAGAUAUGCCUUUUGGAAAGAGGAUAGGUUCAAAGAGGAAAAACUGGGACCUUUAUCCAGCCUGUCUGAAGGAAAUGGGGCGAGUAUGUAGACCUGAGACUGGGAGAGCUGCUCUCCUAACGCAAGACAAGAAAUGCUUUGUGAAGGCCAUGUCAAGAAUGGGUCAUCUCUGGAGGAAGUCUCAUACUGUCUGGGUGAACGUUGGUGGGCUGCAUGCUGCUGUCUACCUGUUGAAACGUACAGGUCUUUCCUUUAAUGAGUUAUUUAAGACGCCUCAAGAAUCUGCUCAGAACAAGGAUGUUUCGUGUAAAACAGGGCCAGUAGAAAUAGAAGAGAAGGAAAUGUACAGUCCUAAGGAAUAAACUUGAGCCUUGUUAGUAAGAUAAGUAGGUUUAAAACAAAAGUUAAUGGAGAAUAAGUUUGUGCUCUCUUUCAUCAGUUGAUCCAAAGACCGUUUUCAGACUCCACACCACCUUAAAUCUGUGGAGUAGAUUGGUAGUGAAUGUUACAAGGAAUCAAGACAUCAAAGGAGGUUGAGAUAGCAAUUUGAAUAGGUGGAAAUCUUUGUAACAUUGGACCUGCCACCAGCCUCCCCCUUACAUUCUCUGUUACAUCAAAACAAUUUGAGUGUGGUUAGUGCUUCCAAUUUGUUAGUUUUAGAUUAAUGCACAGGACAGCAGAAAACUGGGGCAAAGAAACAGCAAAGUUUUUCCUUCAACUAAGCUGAGCUGAGAAGCCAACAGACGAUAAACUUUCUCAACUAAAGUUUAAGAAUGCUUGUGGUUGUGUUUAACAUUAUGGAAUUCUUGUUUUUGUUGUACGAUAAGUCAGUACUAAACAUACUCUUAAAAUAUCACACCCCAAAAAAAUGUAAUGCGGAUGUCUAAUAGUUUAAUCUCCCCUCCGAAACAAAACUCUUCCCCUCCCCCCUUUUGCUAAGUAUUUCUUUAAUCUUGCUCUGAUUCUGGAUAUCUCACCAAGAUUUUUUUAAUCCAUACCUACCUCCUUUUUAAAACUUUGGCUGCUAUAACCCUGUUUAUGGAGGCAUCACCUAGUUCAUUAAUGGCACUUAGAAGCCAAUACUACUGUAUGUUCUAGUUCUGUGCUAAGCAGUACUUUUACAAUACUUCCCCUCAAUGUUUCUGGAUUAGGUGGAGAAGAAUUGAGUCAGAUUUUCCACUCAUCGCCAUCCAGCAGUCCUAGUUGGAAACGGCAGAUGGAGGAAUAUUGGCUGGAAUUUACCUGGCCUGGUGUCUCCGCCCAGUAGGUUCAUGUGUAGAGAGAUACUGGAAGCAGCUGAUAGACUGGCCAUUGUUUUUCAGGCCUCAAGGGAUAUAAAAUACAGUACUUAAUCUAAUCCAACCCCAAAUGCUUAGUAUUGAAAGAAUUGGAGAGAGGUUGUGGAGAAUUUGCAUAUAGACCCUGUUGUAUUAUUCAGAAUCUAAUACUUGCACUUGAUUCCUUAUCGCCUUGAAAGGAGUGCUUCAGAUAACUAACUGCUUUCUGUGGUGCAGUGACCGCAAAUGGAGGGUGGAUCUUGAAAUAUAGGUUUACACGGCAUCCUGUAGCAUAUUGUCAGACAGCACACUCCAUGCAGAAUACCUUGAUUAGAGUUUGAGAUUUUAUCCUAUCUCUCAUUUUUGUCUUUUCUCAACUACGAUAGGACUAAAGUAUAUUUAAAUGUCACACAGUGAGAAUGUGUGCUGAUUUAAUCUGCUGAGAUAGAUUGGUUAAGAGAUACAUGAGCAAAACUUAUUUGAAUGUUAUUUACAUUUUAGAAUAAAAGUUUGGAUAUGAUUUUAAGGUUGU
Molecule: messenger RNA, 3177 nt
Organism: Mobula hypostoma (lesser devil ray)
Lineage: Eukaryota; Metazoa; Chordata; Chondrichthyes; Myliobatiformes; Myliobatidae
Gene: thumpd3
Product: THUMP domain containing 3
Exons: 10
Coding region: 108-1730 (540 amino acids)
Biological process (GO): tRNA methylation
Molecular function (GO): tRNA (guanine) methyltransferase activity; RNA binding
Source: RefSeq, a predicted model, not a curated record